Molecule: messenger RNA, 1951 nt
Organism: Onychomys torridus (southern grasshopper mouse)
Lineage: Eukaryota; Metazoa; Chordata; Mammalia; Rodentia; Cricetidae
Gene: Nfs1
Product: NFS1 cysteine desulfurase
Exons: 13
Coding region: 58-1428 (456 amino acids)
Biological process (GO): [2Fe-2S] cluster assembly
Cellular component (GO): cytosol; mitochondrion; nucleus
Molecular function (GO): cysteine desulfurase activity; pyridoxal phosphate binding
Source: RefSeq, a predicted model, not a curated record
CGGAGCGCGGGGCAGUUACUUCCGGGAUCAUGGGCUGAGGACUUGCCAGCGCCGAGGAUGGUGGGCUCUACUGCCGGCAGCAUGCUGCGAGCCGCUUGGAGGCGGGCGGCAUUGGCUGCUACCGCUGUGGCCCGGUCGAGGUUCACGGCGCCCACCCGGGGAUUGCGCCUGCGCGUUGUAGAUCAUGCUCUCCAUUCGGCUGUUCCCUCCGGGGCAGUGCUACGACCUCUCUACAUGGAUGUGCAAGCUACUACUCCUCUGGACCCCCGAGUGCUUGAUGCCAUGCUCCCGUACCUUGUGAACUACUAUGGGAACCCACAUUCUCGGACUCAUGCAUAUGGCUGGGAGACUGAGGCAGCCAUGGAACAUGCCCGCCAGCAAGUAGCAACUCUGAUUGGAGCUGACCCUCGAGAGAUCAUUUUCACAAGUGGAGCUACUGAGUCCAACAACAUAGCCAUUAAGGGAGUGGCCAGGUUCUACAGGUCACGGAAAAAGCACGUGGUUACCACCCAGACUGAACACAAGUGUGUGCUGGACUCCUGCCGCUCACUGGAGGCUGAGGGCUUUCGGGUCACCUACCUCCCGGUGCAGAAGAGCGGGAUCAUUGACUUAAAGGAACUAGAGGCUGCCAUCCAGCCAGAUACCAGCCUGGUAUCAGUGAUGACUGUGAACAAUGAGAUUGGUGUCAAGCAGCCCAUUGCCGAAAUAGGGCGGAUUUGCAGUUCCAGAAAGGUGUAUUUCCAUACCGAUGCAGCCCAAGCUGUUGGGAAAAUCCCACUCGAUGUCAAUGACAUGAAAAUCGAUCUCAUGAGCAUCAGCGGUCACAAACUCUAUGGUCCUAAAGGGGUUGGCGCUAUCUACAUCCGCCGCAGACCCCGUGUGCGCGUGGAGGCCCUACAGAGUGGAGGCGGGCAGGAGCGGGGUAUGCGGUCGGGGACAGUGCCCACACCCUUGGUGGUAGGGCUGGGAGCAGCAUGUGAGUUGGCGCAGCAGGAGAUGGAGUACGACCAUAAGCGGAUCUCCAAGUUAGCAGAACGGCUGAUACAGAAGAUAAUGAGCAGCCUUCCAGAUGUGGUGAUGAAUGGGGACCCCCAACAGCACUAUCCUGGCUGUAUCAACCUCUCCUUUGCAUAUGUGGAAGGGGAGAGUCUGCUGAUGGCACUCAAGGAUGUCGCCUUGUCCUCCGGGAGUGCCUGCACUUCUGCAUCACUGGAGCCCUCUUACGUCCUCAGAGCAAUCGGUACUGAUGAGGAUUUAGCACACUCUUCUAUCAGGUUUGGCAUUGGCCGCUUCACUACAGAACAGGAAGUAGACUACACUGUGGAGAAAUGCAUUCAUCAUGUGAAACGCCUCCGAGAAAUGAGUCCCCUCUGGGAGAUGGUGCAGGAUGGCAUUGACCUCAAGAGCAUCAAGUGGACCCAACAUUAGAAGAGUGGGCCUGUGACUGUGUGCUGACCUGGCCUUUCCUUCCUCAUUGACCCAUGCUCAGCCAGGAACCUUGUUAUCACCUGCUGGGUGGUCCAUGAUGAAACCAGAGCUGGAAUAGCCCAGUUGACUUCACCACAGAACAUCUGCAACUAAGAAAUUCUAGGAAGUAUCUUUCUGAGCCUCCUUUGUAGGGAGAUAUUUCCUGUUCCUGCCCAGGAGCUCUUCUCUACUGUUUAGUGUGUGGACAUUCUUAGCUGAGGGCCUAGAGGCACUGCUGCGCCCCUCCCCCCCCACACCUACCCUGGGGAGGAAGAAGAACCGGAAGGAGGCUCUCCAGGUUCGAAGGCUGCUUCUCUGUGUAGACAUUGGGAUCAUCGCUCUGCUGCUCAGCUGGACUGGCACCAUUAGCAACUAGCAUAAAUAAACUUUAUUUUAACCUUUUCCUGUGGCGUCAAAAGACAUCUCUUUAUAUUGACUGCAGCCAAAGCGGCAAGUUUUAUUAAAGGCUUCUUUCCUUUAUGUU